UGGGAGAGGAACCGGCCCCGUCUGGAGAGACUCGUUCCACUGUGACGGGACUGAAGCCCACCUGGGGCAGUGCCCGGUGACUGCCCUGGGGGCCUCGCCGUGCUCCCAGGAGAACGCUGCUGCUGUCAUUUGCUCAGGCCCGGCUCACCACAUGUCUGUACGGUUGGUGGGUGGAGGGAGCCGGUGCGACGGGCUCGUGGAGGUCUUCCAGCACGGGACGUGGGGCAGAGUCCUGGAUGAGCAGUGGGACAUGCAGGAGGCCAGCGUGGUGUGCUGGCAGCUCCAGUGCGGAGAGGCAGAGACAGCCUACACCCCCGUGAGGGCCAAGCGAGGUCUGGGCCCCGUGGGUCUGCGUGGGGUGCGGUGUGCAGGGCACGAGGCUAACCUGAGCCUCUGCAACACCUCCCUACCUGAGAGCACACCAGCAGCAGGGAUCAUGGAGGACGUGGGGGUCGUGUGCCGGGGGAGCCGGCGGGUGCGGCUGGUGGACGGGGCUGGGCGCUGUGCCGGGAGAGUGGAGAUCUACUACCAGGGGCGCUGGGGCACCGUCUGCGACGACGCCUGGGACCUGGCUGACGCCGCCGUCGUUUGCCACCAGCUGGGCUGCGGAGGGGCCCUGGAGGCAGCCGGCUCUGCUCGGUUUGGGGAGGGCUCCGGGCAGAUCUGGCUGGAUGGCGUCAACUGCUCUGGGGCUGAAGCUGCUCUCUGGGACUGCCCUGCCGAGGCCUGGGGGCAGCACAGCUGCGGGCACAAGGAGGACGCGGGAGUCAUCUGCUCAGAGUUCAUGGCCCUGAGGCUGGAGAACAGCGACGGCUGCUCCGGGCGCCUGCAGGUUUUCUACAACGGGACGUGGGGCAGCGUUUGCUCCAACUCCAUGACCACCGAGACGGUGUCACUGGUGUGCAAGGAGCUGGGCUGCGGGAAUGAAGGGGAACUGGAAACAGAUUCUAACUCUGCCAAGCUGUCUGGCAUCACGUGGCUGGAUCACGUGGAGUGUGGGAAGAGCAACAGCUCCUUCUGGCAGUGUCCCUCUCAUCCCUGGGAUCUGCAGUCAUGUGAUGACCUCCGAGAAGAGACCCACAUCACCUGCAAUGGUAAAUCUGAGCCAUCAAGGCACCAGGUCCACUUCCUCACUGGGUGGGGUGAGGUGGUGGUCUGCGGCCCUAAAAUGAGAGUGCUGCAGGAGGAGAAAGGCAUGCUGUCCCUUUGGCCUCUCCUGCAGCUCCUGUGGGAGCAAGAGCACAAAUGUGGCCUCUCUCACCCUCCUUUGUCCCCAGAGUACACAGGGUUCAGGCUGGUGAAUGGCAGCACAGCGUGUGAGGGCAGGGUGGAGGUGGAGGUGCUGGGAACGUGGGGGACGCUCUGUGCCUCCCGCUGGGACAUCUCGGAUGCCCACGUUCUGUGUCGGCACCUCGGCUGUGGCUUUGCUGAGUCCAUUCCUGGAGGAGGGCAUUUUGGGAGAGGAACCGGCCCCGUCUGGAGAGACUCGUUCCACUGUGACGGGACUGAAGCCCACCUGGGGCAGUGCCCGGUGACUGCCCUGGGGGCCUCGCCGUGCUCCCAGGAGAACGCUGCUGCUGUCAUUUGCUCAGGCCUAACUCACCCCAUGCCCCUGCGGUUGGUGGGCGGAGGGAGCCGGUGCGAUGGGCUCGUGGAGGUCUUCCAGCACGGGACGUGGGGCAGAGUCCUGGAUGAGCAGUGGGACAUGCAGGAGGCCAGCGUGGUGUGCCGGCAGCUGCAGUGCGGAGAGGCAGAGGCAGCCUACACCCCCGUGAGGGCCAAGCGAGGACGAGGACCUGUGGGGCUGCAUGGGGUGCAGUGUGCAGGGCACGAGGCUGACCUGAGCCUCUGCAACACCUCCCUGCCUCAGAGCAUGUCGGCAGCAGAGAUCAUGGAGGACGUGGGGGUCGUGUGCCAGGGGAGCCGGCGGGUGCGGCUGGUGGACGGGGCUGGGCGCUGUGCCGGGAGAGUGGAGAUCUACUACCAGGGGCGCUGGGGCACCGUCUGCGACGACGCCUGGGACCUGGCUGACGCCGCCGUCGUUUGCCACCAGCUGGGCUGCGGAGGGGCCCUGGAGGCAGCCGGCUCUGCUCGGUUUGGGGAGGGCUCCGGGCAGAUCUGGCUGGAUGGCGUCAACUGCUCCGGGGCUGAAGCUGCUCUCUGGGACUGCCCUGCCGAGGCCUGGGGGCAGCACGACUGCGGGCACAAGGAGGACGUGGGAGUCGUCUGCUCAGAGUUCAUGGCCCUGAGGCUGGAGAACAGCGACGGCUGCUCCGGGCGCCUGCAGGUUUUCUACAACGGGACGUGGGGCAGCGUUUGCUCCAACUCCAUGACCACCGAGACGGUGUCACUGGUGUGCAAGGAGCUGGGCUGCGGGAAUGAAGAGGACUGGGAAAUUAUCUUAAACUCUGCCAAGCUGUCUGGCAUCACGUGGCUGGAUCACGUGGAGUGUGGGAAGAGCAACAGCUCCUUCUGGCAGUGUCCCUCUGAUCCCUGGCAUCCGCAGUCAUGUACUGACCGCCGAGAAGAGACCCACAUCACCUGCAAUGGUAAAUCUGAGCCAUCAAGGCACCAGGUCCACUUCCUCACUGGGCAUGGUGAAAUGCAGAGAAGGAACCCAGAGGGGCUUUGA
Messenger RNA from Anas platyrhynchos (mallard), 2632 nucleotides. Its product is annotated as scavenger receptor cysteine-rich type 1 protein M130-like. NCBI's taxonomy places the organism in Eukaryota, Metazoa, Chordata, Aves, Anseriformes, Anatidae. The record is from RefSeq and is a predicted model, not a curated record. Gene Ontology annotation, cellular component: membrane.